Molecule: messenger RNA, 7620 nt
Organism: Nycticebus coucang (slow loris)
Lineage: Eukaryota; Metazoa; Chordata; Mammalia; Primates; Lorisidae
Gene: ATF6
Product: activating transcription factor 6
Exons: 16
Coding region: 137-2113 (658 amino acids)
Biological process (GO): regulation of transcription by RNA polymerase II; endoplasmic reticulum unfolded protein response
Cellular component (GO): nucleus
Molecular function (GO): RNA polymerase II cis-regulatory region sequence-specific DNA binding; DNA-binding transcription factor activity, RNA polymerase II-specific
Source: RefSeq, a predicted model, not a curated record
GUCUGCACCGGGCCACCGUCUCAUCAGAGUUACAGAGUGUUUUGUCCUUCUGCAGCCGCCGUCCCUGAUAUGAUUCACGGAGUUCCAGGACAGGGGAACUUGUGUUACGGAGGAGCCGGCUGGUGUUACCGGCACCAUGGAAUCACCUUUUAGUCCGGGACUUUCUCACAAGCCGGAUGAAGACUGGGAUUCUACCCUGUUUGCUGAACUUGGUUAUAUCACAGACACCGAUGAGCUACAACUGGAUGCUGGAAAUGAAACUUAUGAAAACAAUUUUGAUCAUCUUGAUUUUGAUUUGGAUUUGAUGCCUUGGGAGUCAGACAUUUGGGACAUCAACAACCAAUUCUGUACUGUUAAAGAUAUUAAGACAGAACCUCAGCCACUUUCACCAGCUGCCUCAAGUUGUUCAGUCUCAUCUCCUCGGUCAGUGGACUCUUGUUCUUCAACUCAGCAUGUCCCUGAGGAGUUGGAUUUGUCUUCUAGUUCCCAGAUGUCACCCCUUUCUUUAUAUAGUGAAAGCUGUAAUAGUCCCUCCUCAGCAGAACUCCUAAAGGAAGAUAAGCCCGUCAUUGGUCCUAGGAAUAAAACUGAAAAUGGACUGACUCCAAAGAAAAAAAUUCAGAUGAAUUUAAAACCUUCAAUUCAGCCCAAGCCUUUAUUGCUUCCAGCAACACCCAAGACUCAAACAAACUCCAGUGUUCCAGCAAAAACCAUUAUUAUUCAGACGCUACCAGCACUUAUGCCGUUGACAAAGCAGCAGCCAAUUAUCAGUAUACAACCUGCACCUGCUAAAGGUCAGACUGUUUUGCUCUCCCAGCCUACUGUGGUGCAGCUUCAGACACCUGGAGUUCUACCCUCUGCUCAGCCAGUCCUUGCUGUUGCUGGAGGAGUCUCACAGCUACCUAAUCACAUGGUGAAUGUGGUACCAGCUCCUGUGGCAAAUAGCCCAGUGAAUGGAAAACUUUCUGUGACUAAGCCUGUCCUCCAAAGUACCAUGAGAAGUGUGGGUUCAGAUAUUGCUGUGCUAAGGAGACAACAACGUAUGAUAAAAAACCGAGAGUCUGCUUGUCAAUCCCGCAAAAAGAAGAAAGAGUAUAUGCUGGGGCUAGAGGCAAGGUUAAAGGCUGCCCUCUCAGAGAAUGAGCAGCUGAAGAAAGAGAAUGGGUCACUGAAGCGGCAGCUGGAUGAAGUUGUAUCAGAGAACCAGAGGCUUAAAGUCCCUAGUUCAAAGCGAAGAGCUGUCUGUGUGAUGAUAGUAUUGGCAUUUGUAAUACUGAACUUUGGACCUUUGAGCAUGCUGGACCAGGAUUCCAGGAGAAUGAAACCUAGUAUGAGCCCUGCUAAUCAAAGGAGGCACCUUCUAGAAUUUUCUGCAAAAGAGGGGCAAGACACACCAGACGGUAUCAUCCAGAAAAAUAGCUACAGAUAUGAUCACUCUGUUUCCAAUGACAAAGCCCUGAUGGUGCUAAGUGAAGAACCACUGCUUUACCUUCCUCCGCCUCCUUGUCGACCCCUAAUUAACACAACAGAAUCUCUCAGGUUAAAUCAUGAACUUCGAGGGUGGGUUCAUAGACAUGAAGUGGAAAGGACCAAGUCAAGAAGAAUGACAAAUAAUCAACAGAAAACCCGUAUUCUUCAGGGUGCUCUGGAACAGGGCUCAAACUCUCAGCUGAUGGCUGUUCAAUACACAGAAACCAGUAGUAUCAGAAACUCGGGGAAUGAGCUACAAGUGUAUUAUGCUUCACCCAGAAGUUAUCAAGAUUUUUUUGAAGCCAUCAGGAGACGGGGAGACACAUUUUAUGUUGUGUCAUUUCGAAGGGAUCACCUGCUGUUACCAGCUACUACCCAUAACAAGACCACAAGACCAAAAAUGUCAAUUGUAUUACCAGCAAUAAACAUAAAUGAGAAUGUGAUCAAUGGGCAAGAUUAUGAAGUGAUGAUGCAGAUUGACUGUCAGGUGAUGGACACAAGGAUCCUCCACAUCAAAAGUUCAUCAGUUCCUCCCUACCUCCGAGAUCAGCAGAGGAAUCAAACCAACACCUUCUUUGGUUCCCCUCCAGCAGCCACAGACACAACCCAUGUUGUCAGCACAAUCCCCGAGUCAUUACAAUAGCACCUGCAGCUACAUUGGAAAACUAAGAGUGGCGCCCUGCCAAGGUGAAGAGCGGGUGAGAGAAAUGCUGCUUUAUCUGCCUUCUUGGUGCCAGGCAGAGACCUGCCUUGUGCUAGAAUUCAAGGGGAGAGAGAGGGAAAAAGGCUGCUGCUGCAUUUUACCAUCUACUUGGAAAACACAGGAAUUCAGACACAAGAGAACAACAUGUCUUCGGUGGCAGAUGUAGCCCUGGAUCCUCCCAUGUUACCAAGUGUGGAUUUUUUCUGUACCUCUCUAAACGGCUAUGCCCUUUGUAUUUGUUUUCUGUUUAAAUAGUCACCUUUUUUCAAAUAAGAUCCACCUCCCCUUUUUGCCAUUUUAUGUGUUGAUGCAGUAAAGUGAAUUUUUUUUAAAGCCGUACAGGACACAGAUGCUUAGAUGGUUUCCACUGAUCGGAUCUUUCAUUCACUUAAUACAAAACCAUUCUGAGUAUUGUGCUAUUUGAGAAGACAGAUUUCAAAAGCGAAUAGCCAAAAACAGUCCAGAAAGAGAAGAAACAAUUUGGAGCUUUAGAGGAAAGGGAAAACCCCCAGUUGGUAAAGUUUAUUUUUACUUAGGAUUUGUGGUUCAUACCUUAAUGAAUAACUGUUUGGGGGUAGCAAAUUUAGGAGAAUGAUAUGGAAGGGAAGGGUCGGUGGUAGAGUUUUGAGAAAAAGAGAUAGCUCUCAAAUUGAAAGUUUGAUGCAAUUAUAGUUUAAGACUUAAAACUUACAGUUACCGAUUGAGGGCUCUAGGCCACCAGAUACUAGCACACAUAUGUAAGGCUUCUCUUUACAGUCUAGGGCAUGUCUUCUGGGACCACAAGACAGAUCCAGCAUUUUCACUGUGAGUCCCCACCCCAUCACACAUCACCUGUUAAUAUGACACCAAAUUCAGCUGAGGACCACGGAGGUGACUCUAGACUGAAGCAAGACAGCUGUUUCUCUUGAGAAUUCACAAGUGUUUAUUCCUGAAAGCAGUGCAGACAGGCAACUCAGCAGAGUAGAUUCUUGCUGAGGGAGUGCAUCCCAUAAGAUGGCAAUAAUUUUCCGUCUCUUCAGUGAAAAGACAAUGAAGGAAUUAACUCUUUUGUCUUCCAUUGUAUAAGAAAAAGAAAGAGAAAAGGCCGUGUUUGCUUAUAUUUUACUGUAUUAUGCCUACUUUUUUCACCAUAGUAGACAAAUUAUGUUUCAUUUGAUGAAUUCACAGAAGUGAAACUCAGGGUGAUGACCUCCUCUCUCAUGUUGUACCUUCAACUCCUAAAGCGGGUCUUUCUCUCUCUCUCUUUCUCUAACACUUUUCAAUUUCUUGAUAGAACUCAUUCUACAAACAUGUCUUCUCACCCCCUCUGGACUUGCCAUGUCCUAUUUCUCCCCUUUCCAUUCCACACUAUAUCCCUCAAUUUUUCUUACUGCUAGCAAGAUAGGGAAAGGGAAAUUACAUCAACUCUCAAGAAUUACAUACAGCCUGUUAGUUUUUUGCCUGUGAAAUUAGGCCUGACUCUUGAACAUUUUAAAGACUUACCAACAUGUUUAGCUCUCUGGACAGGUGCCUCUGUGCCCAAGCCAGUAAAGGAAGGCUCUCUUCUUCCAUUACCUACAAAUCUGGAAUUUGUAAAGUGCUAGUUAACCUUUCUUCUUUUUCCACAGUACAAACCAUUUUAGGUGUGUGCAUCUCUCCCCUCUGAUUUGGUUAGCCUGGGUGAUUUUCAGACGAGAACGUUUUCCCUGGGGACCAGUCUUAUAAUGGGUGCCAAGGAACUGAAAGCAAAUGCCUAGAAGAUCAUCGGGCUACUGGGCAGUCUUCUCAUGGGGCAUUUUCCCCUGACCUGCUCCUCACGCUCUGUAAUGUGAAUUAGACCAACAAGAGGCUGUGAUUAUGGCCAGUUGGCAGUGGCUACAUAGUUGUCCCCCAGCUGCUGAUACUCUGCUGGAACUCCCUCAUUCUGCUGAUACACACACAGUGUGUGUGUAUUGAUGAUGACAGGAGCUCCCUCCUCUCCUUUGCACUGACUCACACAAGAAGGACCCAUCACAUGCACUUCUUGUUCUUAGCACUUUCCUUUUAAGAAGAAUACCAAUCCCACCUAAACUAUUCCAAAAAAUCAAGGAAGAAGGGUUCCCAAACUCAUUCUAUGAAACCUGUAUCAUUCUAAUACCAAAACCAGACCAAUAUGCAACACAAGAAGAAAACUAUAGUCCAGUAUCUCUGAUGAGCAUAGAUCUAAAACUCCUUACCAAACUGAAUUUACUACAGCACAAUAAAAAGAUCAUUCAUUGUGAUCAAGUGGGAUUCAUCCCAGAAAAUGCAAGAACGGUUCAGCAUUCACAAAUCAAUCACUGGGAUAUGUCCUAGCAACAGAAUGAAGGGCAAAAUCCAUAUCAUCAUUUUAGUUGAUACUGAAAAGCACUUUGCUUUAACCUUACCCCACUAUCCCCAGAUUUUUCUGCUUUUCUUUUAGCAAAUCCUCAGAGUAAAGGCUUCAACUAUGUCAUGUUCACCAACGGUAAUGGCUCUCUUAAAGGUGACACUUAGGAGGGAGUCACAGCUAAAGAGCUGUCAGAUGUUGGGAGGGUUGGCAGCCCCAGCCACGGAGCUAAGAGUACCGGUGAAGUGGUGUACCCAAGCAGUCAGGAGCCUUGCGUUUUCUUUUCCCUCACUGGCCCUUCAGCUCCUUGUCAUUACCUGUUCUUGAAUUAACCUCUUUGAGAUGAGGGAAUAGGAUUCUCCUCAGGGUAGAGUUUCAGGAAAUGAGUGAAAGGCAACUGACAAAGGCAAAGAAAUAGUCUACUUUUUAAAUUGCUGGUAUAGCUAUUAAUCCCUGGGCACAAUUAGUUUCUAUUAAUAUUUGUGAGCUAACACAGGGCCCUUUGGGAAGUGGAAAAUUGCUAUGCCAUAUUAAUAAACUAAGUGGGCAUCUGGGCUUACUUGAGGGGGAGGGAGAUGGAAUUAACUUCUAGGGGUUGCAGCCAGAAAUUGUGGGAGAUAUGUAUAUAUAUUUUUUUAAUUUAUUAAGUUUUGAAAUGGGACUUUGCAAACUUGUGAUAAAAUUAGGUAAACCCGUGAGGAGGCAAGUCUUCCUGUUAUUAGAUGAUUUUGUGCCCUUUGGGCCCAUAACACUACAAUCUUGGGAAGUGAUGGUGGAGACUGAUGGGAACCAUCUUUCUGCCUUGUUGAAAGUCCCCAAUUUUUAGGUUUAAUGAAAGUAAGUGGGUGUUUUCUCAUGUUAACUAUUGAGUCAGGAGUUAGAGGCUUUUACCUCUUAGAGUUAACUCAUACUGGCAACACAGGGUCACAGCUUCAUUAGAGUGUUAGUGUAAACUAAUUCCAAAGUUAAGAGUUAAUAUGAAAGACAGAUGUAUUGUUUGCCAUCCAUGUAGUAUAGGAACUUUACAUUGGAUUACUGGGUUUGUGUUCUCAUACAUAAAAAAUCCUUCAUAAUUGUAAAAGCUCAGAGCAUCUUCCAAUUUAUUUUUAAAUGACUAAAGUUCCAGCACGAAACUGGCAUUUCCUUGCCUUUCCUUGCUAACAAGAAGUAGACAAGAGGUAUGAGUCAUUCUUGAAUGUUCCAAAUGAAUUUAGGAAAAGACAAGGAACUUGGGAUUCAAACUGAUUUUUCUAUCACUUUAAAGAGACAUUGUCCUAAUUAAAUCCCUGGCCUGAACCUUCCUUGUGGAUGUGUAUCCUCAGUAGUCACAGCAGCGGAGAUGCUGACCAGACCCUGUCACUGUGGCAUUUAGCGUGAUUAAUGCGAGAGAUCGCCCGAGCUCUUCACCACUUUCAUACUAAUUUUUUUUUAUUCUUGCCAUUUUUCUAAGCUCAGGUUCUGAAACUUGACAGGAAUGUAUCACAGGAAAAAACUUGUAUUUGACUUUCUAACACAUUGAAAACUUUCAAAGCGACUUCCAAUUUCAACAACUUAUUAGAAGUAACCACUUUUUGCUUUCACAGCCUGAAGAGCCAGAGUCUGAUCCAAUGGCCCCUUGUAGUCUGACCUCAUGGAAACUUUCCGCGCAUGAAAGCCUUCUAUCCCCUGCAUACUGACGGGCUGACUCAGCUUCCUUUGGCAGACUGAGGCCUUUUCAUGCUAUCGGCUAUUUCACACAAAUUAACCAUUCAAGUAAGAUUGCUUAUGGCCAAAAUUGAUAGACACCCAUUAUCACCUAUGGAUCCCAUAUUCCUUGCCAGAAUGUCCUGGCUCAUUUUAAUUUAUAGAAAUUACAAUCUCCGCUGCUAAUAUAAAUACCAAUUAUAACUUUUACCUUAAAAAGAAUAAAGCCUAAAAGAAAGAGAAAGAAAUAUGAAAAUUUUUCAUCCCUACCCCUAAUAACAAUUGAAAGGGGAAAUUCCUGUUUUCCCCCACCCACAGGGUUUGUGAUUGAUUUUUAAUUAUUUGGGGAAUAGACUACUCGACUACCUAAAGACAUUACCAGAGUCCAAAAAGAACUACGCACAUAAAAGAAAUGCAUUUUUUCCCCUAGUAGAAUUUGUUCUAUUAACUUAUAUUUUUAACAAAUAAGCUUAAAACAAAAGUUUAUUUUGAGUAAGACUAAAACUUUUAGCAGUUCUAAUAUCUGUUGUUAGCUGUCAGGUGCAGUAGAAUUUAUAAAAAGAAUGACAAAGGUAUCAGGAAGUUCAGUCUUAUGUAUGAAUCAUGUCGUGGCUAGCCACUGCUGUCACAUAGUGGACACCAUUUUCAACAUAUUGGUUUGCUAACUUUAAGCAUUAAGGAUUUAUUACACUAAAAGGCUUACAUUAGGCUUGAGAACCAAGGAGUAAAUAAAUCAUAAUUUAUCAUUUACCAAGAUCAACAAACACCGCACUGUUGUCCCCAGUGAAGUUGGCGACCAUUAGUUAAAUAAACCAGCAGGCUGGGCAUAUACCCCCGUAUGCUAAUCACAGCCAGAGAUGAGCAGUUUAACUUUCACAGCAGAUGUAUAUUAAACCAUGUUAACUCAUACUCAGCCCUAAUUUCCAGGCCAGUCACCAGGAAAGAGGAGAUGAUGAGGAAAAGGAGUUUUAGAUGGAAACUACUAGCCUCAGAGAUACCCUGUUUCCCCGAAAAUAAGACAUCCUCCGAAAAUAAGACCUACUUACAGGAACGAUAAGUCAUCCCCUGAAAAUAAGACCUAGCGCAUCUUUGGGAGCACACCUUAAAAUAAGACACUGUCUUAUUUUGGGGGAAAUAGGGUACUAGUUUCCUGUUCUCAUCAUGUUGCCAAGUGUGAUUGAGGUAACAGUGCUUCACUUACAGAACCAUUAGAACCUGAGGAGAGAGUGUUAGAGUGCUGUUUCACCAGGAUUUUCUUUCCAAGGUUGUAGCCAUGCUAAUUUAAGAACAUGUUACAAAUAAGGAGGGGAGGGAGGGAAUGGUAUAUGUUGGUUUAUAGUACCUAAAGAAAUAACAACAAUUUCAUACUUCGAAGCAAGUCUUUAUAAUGAAAUACUUGUUCUUUCUCUGAAAUUCAAAUAAAGAAUUUUUAAACUUG